AUGGCGAGCUGGUGGACGUCCGCAGACAUGCCGGACAGUCUGGACCCGGAGGACAACUCCAUCGUGUCUCGGGUCCUUCAGGCGGUCGGGCUGUUCGGAGACAUCCUGUCGUUAGAGGACACGAUGGAGCCCAUGUUGUCCGAAGUCAGAGGAAGGAAAAGUCCCGACAGUGAUGAAGCAAUGGACGAGGACGAGACGGUAAAUGAAGGAGAAGAUCAAGAAUCUGAAGACUGGAGAGAGGAAGAAGAGAAAGAACAGGAGGAUCUGCAAGGAGGAGAAAAAGAUGGACGCAUUGACAUGGAGAAAGAAACAGAAGUGGAUUCACCUCUACAAGAGCGUGGAGUCUCUGACAGGCGGCGUGCUGACGGUGCAGGUGACACGGUGCUCACAGAUGGAGAGGGAGGUUCAGUCGCUGCCAGAGACCAGAGCGAGGACGUUUAUCCCACAUCGCCGAGCAGCGACAAAGAGCCGGACGACUCGUCUCUGAGCAGCACAGACGCUCCAGCUCCGACUGUGACACACACACACCUCGCCUCGGCCCGUGUCCGUCUGCGUCUGAGGGAUCCAUCAGAGGAGGACGCCUCCGGAGAGACUCCACCUGAGCGACACACAGAUCCAGGUUGCAGGCUGGAGAACAGAGCGACACUGAUGGAUGCAGAUGCCCAGCUGAUGGUGUCCACACAAGGCAACAAAGAGCCCGGUCCGACCCAGAACUUACCCAGCACAGAGAGCCCUGUGAUGGAAGCAAAGGAGGACAAAGGAGACAAAGAGGAAGGAGGUCAAAACUGUCCUGAGAUGAACGGCGAGGAGGACAAGAAGAACGACAGCCAGCAGCCAUCCAAGUAUAAAACUGUGUCCUACAGGAGGAUCCGGAGAGGAAACACCAAACAGAGAAUUGAUGAGUUUGAGGCCAUGAUUAACUUGUGAUCAAGUACCGUCAGAGGGUUUGGAUUGAUUGAGCAAGUGGCAAUUUAAUUCAACUUUAAACCUUGAGACAUAUGAAUAAUAUUUAGGCCUACAGGAUAAAUAAGACAUUUAAAUGUAAUUAUAACUUCAUGUAUCUGUAAAGUCCUAGAAAAUAAACAGUGACGCUCUUUACAAUGUAGUUUUCCCUGCCUGUCAUUAGAAAGAUUUGGCGCCAUCUGGUGUCAGUAAACAUAAACUGCAACAUGUUGGUUGUAUUGACGCAGAGUUUUUUUUAAAUGUUAAAUAUGGGGGAGAUAAUUCCCCGUGUCUCACAUCAUCACAAACAACAAUAAAUUAAAUACGUCAA
Seriola aureovittata is the source of this 1273-nucleotide messenger RNA. RefSeq names its product ermin-like. Lineage: Eukaryota; Metazoa; Chordata; Actinopteri; Carangiformes; Carangidae. Gene Ontology annotation, molecular function: actin filament binding. Gene Ontology annotation, cellular component: paranode region of axon; extracellular exosome; filopodium. The transcript is spliced from 3 exons. Bases 1 to 927 code for a protein of 308 amino acids. The record is from RefSeq and is a predicted model, not a curated record. Gene Ontology annotation, biological process: regulation of cell shape; regulation of cell projection organization; actin filament organization.